This is a messenger RNA of Glarea lozoyensis ATCC 20868, 945 nucleotides long. Its product is annotated as Aromatic compound dioxygenase. The record is from RefSeq and is a predicted model, not a curated record. Lineage: Eukaryota; Fungi; Ascomycota; Leotiomycetes; Helotiales; Helotiaceae. Gene Ontology annotation, biological process: catechol-containing compound metabolic process. Bases 1 to 945 code for a protein of 314 amino acids. The transcript has 3 exons. Gene Ontology annotation, molecular function: ferric iron binding; catechol 1,2-dioxygenase activity.
AUGCCUGCUCAACAAGAAAAGUUCGAUCCCAAGUUCACCGAGCAUGUUCUCAACACCAUUGGCCCGAAAUGCUCAGAUCGGAACCGCGUCGUCCUAGGAAGUCUGAUCAAGCACAUCCACGACUUUGCUCGUGAGGUCGAAUUAACCGUCGACGAAUGGAUGUUGGGUGUUCACUUCAUCAACUCUAUUGGACAAGCCAGCACACCCAUCAGAAAUGAGGGUCAGCGUAUCUCAGAUGUCAUCGGUCUUGAAUCCCUCGUCGAUGAGAUUGCACACAAGCUAGUCACCGACGGUACUAUCGCACCUACAUCCUCCUCAAUUCUCGGUCCUUUCUGGUCACCAAAUGCACCAUUCCGCGAGCUUGGUGGUAGCAUCAUCCAAGAUCCAGCGCCAUUAGGGAAGCCGGCGUUGAUGCACGGAAAGGUUAUUGAUAUGGUCACUGGAAAGGGUAUUCCAAAUGCCAUUUUCGACAUCUGGCAAGCAUCAGCAAACGGAAAAUACGAUUUCCAAGACCCAGAAAACCAGAGCGACAACAACUUGCGAGGAAAGUUCCGAACAGAUGCGAAUGGAGAAUAUCACUUUUAUAUGCUGAAGCCAACCGCCUACUCUCUGCCAACUGAUGGACCAGCUGGUGUUCUCCUCAAGCUUUUGGAUCGUCAUCCUAUGCGACCAGCUCACAUUCAUCUUAUGAUCACCCAUGACGACUACAAACCAGUAACCACCCAAAUCUUCCCCAAAGACGACCCAUAUCUCGCAACCGACACCGUCUACGCCGUCAAAGACGACCUCGUCAUCGAUUUCACCCCAAGAGAAGGAGACCCAAAUGCAAAGCUGGACUUGGAAUAUAGCGUCAAGCUCGCACCAAAGAACUAUGAUGGCAUUUCCCCGGUAUCGCAAACUACUAUCGGUUUGAUGGAUCAGACGUCUGGACAGGCGAGACUUUGA